This is a messenger RNA of Salvelinus sp. IW2-2015, 5879 nucleotides long. Its product is annotated as Krueppel-like factor 8. Gene Ontology annotation, molecular function: DNA-binding transcription factor activity, RNA polymerase II-specific; RNA polymerase II cis-regulatory region sequence-specific DNA binding. The record is from RefSeq and is a predicted model, not a curated record. Gene Ontology annotation, biological process: regulation of transcription by RNA polymerase II. Lineage: Eukaryota; Metazoa; Chordata; Actinopteri; Salmoniformes; Salmonidae.
UAGUGUGUGGUUUUGGGGGAUAGUUUGGCGUUGCUGCAAGCUCGGGUAGGUCUGGUCUGUGGCUGGCUGCUCAGUUUCUGAUUGACAGGGUUGAGGGGUGGAGACGCAGGGUGGGGUCACAAGCAGGGAGAGGCGGAGGAGAAACGAAGAGAGAGCGCCCAACCCUGUACACGGCAACAACACACCGAGAGAGAGAGAGACUUUACUGGUGAAGAAAGAGGAAUAGUCGACGCCGUGGAUAUGAUCUAAAAGAAUAUCCGAAGAGGCAAACAAUAUAACUUUCUCCCAAAUAGCAAAUUGAUUCAAAAGGUGGAAAACUGCCAAAAAGAUUACUAUUAUUCAAAAUCACCCCACCCGAUCAACCCCCCCCCCCCACUGCACCCUAGCUACCGAGAUGCACACGGAGACUCGAAGCAAGAAAUGCCAGUCGAGUCCUAAGAAGGCCAGCAGUGGUGCCAGCMCCCAGUCCCAACCACAUCCCAAGGAGCCCCGAACCAAGAAGGAGCCCCAACCCAAGGUUCCCAAGAAGGAACCCAAGACAGAGCCCCAGACCCAGGUGGAAGAAGAAGAAGACAUGCCCUCGGUACACAUCAAACCAGAACCAGAAGAGGUGGAGUGCACGGCUGAAGUGGGUGAGGAGUGUCCCCAGCCGACAGACCUGAAGAUCAAGACAGAGAAGACCCAGCCUGAGUCUCCCCCUCCCCUCUGCACAGCCACAGACAUGACCAUAGACACAACCACAACGGACACGCAAGAUGACUCCUCCCYCCCCCCAGAGGACCAGACGGAACCUGUCGACCUGUCACUUGGCAAGCCACGCCCCUCCCUGCCCGUUUCUACACCGUCCAACACAGCCAACCCCGCCCCCAGCUCCGUGGCGCCGCCCACGCUGUCGGCAAACCACAUCCCUACGGUAACCAUUCUAGACACCAUGAUGCUCUCUCCCGGGUCCAUCCUAGCAUCCACCCAGGGGGCAGGCGGUCAGCAGAUCCUGCAUGUCAUCCACACCAUCCCGUCGGUUAACAUGCCCAGUAAGAUGGGRCAGCUGCAGACCAUCCCCGUGGUGGUCCAGUCUCUGCCCUUGGUCUACACCACCAUGCCCACGGACGGGGUGGCCACCGCUGCCAUCACAGUGCCCCUCAUCGGGAGCGACGGGCGCUCGGAGGGAUCCGUGCGUAUCAAGCCUGGCUCGGCGUCCCCAGUGGAGUACCAGAGUGACAGUGAUGUAGAGAGUGGGACAGAGUCCGGUUCAGCAUCCUUCAGUACACCGGGACUGGACACAGGGUCGGGCGUAGACAUGGACAUGCAGGUGGAUCCUGAUUCGCCGGAUAUGAAGAGGAGGCGUGUCCAUAUGUGUGACUAUGAUGGCUGUAACAAGGUGUACACCAAGAGCUCACACCUUAAAGCCCACCGCAGGAUACACACAGGAGAGAAGCCGUACCACUGUACAUGGGAGGGCUGUACCUGGAGGUUCGCCCGGUCAGACGAGCUGACACGACACUUCCGUAAACACACGGGCAUCAAGCCCUUCCGCUGCACCGACUGUGACCGCUCCUUCUCCCGGUCCGACCACCUAGCCCUGCACCGGAGACGCCACGUCAUGAUGUGAACCAUGACCUCUGGCCCCUGAUCUUUAAACCCUUCCCCCUACUACCAUCACCCCCCCCCCUCCCCCCCUCGGUACUCAAAUGAAACUCAGAUGGGAGGGGCUAAACCCUGAAUUGUCACUUCCUGUUUCUGUCUCUUUUCUCUCCUCGUCCUCUAAUUUGAACUGUGGGUCAUCAUGGAGAUCAGGAAAUUUAAAGAGGUGGAGAACGCAGAUUGCAAAGUAAAUGAUGAGAGCAGUUCAUUGUUGUUAUUUGGUUGCCCAGCACCUGAAGGGGGAGUCCACCACUCUUCACAGCCACCCUCACCCCAAUGCUUACCUUCUCAUCUCUCCCUCACACCCCACUCAGUGUGACCAUGGCAUGACGCCAUCCUCCUCUAUGGCUUCCUAUCCAUCCAGAAGACCGAUCAGUGAAGACAAAGCAGUGAAGCCUGACUAGGAUACUGCAGAGAGAAAGAGACAGACAGGACUGAGAGAGAGACCGAGAACGGACUUUGAAAUGAUGCAGGGAUACCUACACCACACACUCAGCUCAGAGGAAGAAGAUGAGGGAGGAAGAGAACGGAGAGGAGGUGAAGGGAGCGGGGAAGGAAAUGUGGCUUUUGUCUUGUUGAUUUCAGAGGGGAAMAUACUGUGGAUACGUUUACUGUAUUUUCUUUCUCAACUUCUGUGAUCCUGCAUUGCGUGUGUGUGUGUGCGUGUGUGAGCGUUAGUGAAGUGUGUGCUAUUUAAAGACAGUUGAAGAUGCAUAAAGUCCUCUCCAUAUUCUUCCCGAGCAGAGUCCACAGCCCCCUCGGGGUGUGUGGGGCAGAACUGUUCUAUUCUGUCUAAUUCAACCCCCCCCUCCACUCCCCCAUCCCCUAAAACAGGGAGCUACAAGACUGUGAAUUUUUAUUAAGAUUCUGUUUUCCUCAGUUUCAAUCAGAAAUGAAAUCAUGUUCACUUGCCCCACAUUUUUWACUUGUCGGUUCAGUAACAGUAUUUGUUGUUUAAAAAAAAAAAGGCCUUUUUUCCCUUCUUCUCCUUCCCUCCUUCUCUUUGCCAGUGAUUGGCUCUUAACAGAAUAACAUCCCUUUUUUGUCUAUUUCAAAUCCUUAGAUUGUGUUUGAGGCUGUGAAAGUAUAAGAAAAUAAGUUUGAGAUUACAAAUGGAACUCUCGCAGGGAUCUAGGGGAGCUUGUGUGUGUGAGUGUGUUUUGUGCGUGUGUAUGGACGUGUGUGUGUGUAACAAAUAAUCAGAACUGAUGAUUUUAGAAGUGUGUGUUUGGGGCAGCAGAGUGUUACCUCUUGCCCGUCGGAGCCUUAAUGAAUCAAAGUCAAUCUGAGAAACUCUGGUUUUAGAAACGCGCGUUUGUUUUGGUCUUCAGGGUUACCCAGGAAACGGGGUCUUAUCGCCCUGACGACAGGUCACGAGGCACUCUCUUUUUUGUUACAAGCAUUUCUACCCAGACUCAGAUCAGGGCUUUUAUUUACAGAGUCACAGAGUAAGAUUUCUGAUCUAGGAUCAGGUCUGCCCUUUCCAUAUGAUCUUAUUCAUUAUGAUCUAAAAGGCAACACUGAUCCUAGAUCAGCAAUUGACUGAUCUUCACGUCUUAAGCUGGCUGUUUUUAGCUCCUGCUCUCUGGGUUCACUUGAUUAUGCAACUUCCACAGACCUCGCUCCUUACGCUGUACUGGGGUCAGUGGAUAAGUAUGUGUUGCUAGUGGAACAUACAAAGAGCUCACUCCAAAGUGCUGUUAUGGAGUAAGUAGCAACAUACAUCUUGCUACUGGGACAUACACAGAUCUUGCUCCUAAGGGCUGUACUGAAGCCAGUGGCUAAGUACGUGUUGCCACUGGAACGCACAGCUCCUGUGAUACUAGUGCUGAGUGAUUAACUGAAAUGUCAGUUAUUUAACGUUUUUCAAACAACUAAUUGACCAACAUCAGUCCAAUUAUUUAAAUUCCAUUAUGUUCUGUUUUUUUUCAGUGAGCUCAUUGCACAGUUUCUGUACAAAUAAAUCAGAUAUAGACUGAAAUGCUUGGUGUUGGAGGGAGUUGUAGUUUCAACAGGGCCAAUAUUCUAAAUAGUUUAGCUCAUAAAACGCGAUGAAUAACUACAAUGACCAUCAUCCAUUGCGCAUCUACUUGUCUGGUCUAUGUUUUCUUUUACGCCAGCUACGGAAGAGACAGAGCAAUGCGUGAUKGUGAGAGGAUAUAGAGAGCAUCUGUUGGUUCACAAGGUAUCUGUACCUGCAAAUACAUGAUCUAAGUGAUUGCUAGUUUGUGUUCAGCAGUCAUAAAAGUGUGUUAUUUACUUUGAAGAACAACUAAAAUAGUGAUUUUUGUCAGACAGCGUAGGCAGCAGCUCUAGAGAUGAAAUUAUGACUUGGAAUGCAAUACAAAUACAAAAGUACAACUCCCUCCUACAUCAAACAGUUCAGGCCGUAUCAAAUAAAACAAAUGUAAUAUACACAACAGCUGAAAUAUUUGAUUAAAGUAAAGUCAUGUGAAUAAACGAUGGUUAAUAAGUGAUACGCCGUAAUGGGCGGUCACUACCACCAUGGGACUUGUAUGAAUUGUUUUGUUCUGUGUUAUUACAGCAUUCAACCCCAUAAUGCAUAGUGCAUUUUAAUGUUUUAAAAAAUCAUCAAAACCGUGAUUAUAAUUGAACCGAAACCGAACCGACCUCAAAAAGUACUAAUCGCUCAGCACUACGUGGGACAUACAUACAGAGAGGGCAUACUUGAGGACACGUAAAACAAAUUGUUUGGCUCUCGCUAGCAGUCGCAGCAGCCGUCAUCAUUUCAAACGCUAGCUAAAUAAAACACGAGCGAAUUUAAGAUCCCUUUUCUGUUGACAAUUUAAAAACAAAAUGGCAAAUAAUGCUUGUCUGACUCUGAGCCCAGCCUUGGUGUGAGUUGAGUUGAGCGCARGCCAGAAGCAGCGAGAGAUCUUAUUGGUCCACACAGAGCGAUGCAAUGUWCCUAUGAGUUUCUCUCAUUCUCUGCUUUCGACUCCUAACAAUGAUACUAAGCACAUCUUUCUAGAAGAGUAUAUGCAUUGGAUUGCAACUUGUUUUGUUUUGUAAACUGUUCAUAUUAGAUGUUAAGGACUAUGAGAAWAAUGAAAAAAAGAAUAAGAAGUGUACAUUCUGUAUAUAACCAAAAAGCAUAAUAAAUGUAACAGGUGGAGUUCUAUUUUUAACACUGACUAGACAAUGUGAAAAUAUCAUUUGUAUUUUCUUUUCUCCUCUGUUGGAUGGAUUUACAAAUGAAAUGUGUAUGAAAAGUUAAAUUCCUUCUUUACAACAAAAAAAAAUUCCCCCAAAAUCGGUCCCUUUUGUGUUGUGCUCACUGUUGUUGCAUGGAGAGUAGCAUUUGUUUUUGUGAAGUUGGUGAGCAUGUCGGUGUGAACACGGUGCCCUAACCUAACAGUUAUGAUGACCUGCAACCAUAUCCUUAUCCCAAACGUCACCCUAUUCCCUAUAUAUAGUGCAURACCUUAGGGUUCUGGUCAAAAGUAGUGCACUAUAUAGAGAAAAGGAUGCKAUUUUUGGACGCACCCCAUGCUGAAAAACUGAUAAUAUGUCAUAUCUGUUGUCAUUGGUCAAACCCACCUCACUGCAUAGACAUGGCAAUGCCAUAUACAAUACAAGACACCAACUCAUCCAUAUGAAAUAACAUAAAAUCCUUGUUAACUCCAAAUACCACAAAGAAAACCAUACAAUAAUACAUCAAUACAAUACACCACGAUAGUGAUGCUCUUUCCAAGAACAUGCAUCUACGGUUUAGACGUGGCAGCAUACGACUGAAGACUUCAUGACCCUCUGCUCGUUACUGUACUGGGUCUGAACAAGCACGUUUAUCCACUAUCAGCUAGUCACCCAUCACUUCUACAAUACGGCACCACAUAAUGUAAGGGUUGAUUGAUUGUGUGUGUGCGUGCGUGUGUGUAUUACUGAGCGUGUGUGAGUGUAUUACUGAGCGUGUGUGAGUGUGCUUUUUCUUAUCAUUAAUCAAAACUCUUAAGAAAUCAUAAUUUUAGGUAUUUUUUAUUGAAUGCAGUAAUUUAUGGGCCAGUACUAUAUUACUCAGUGCAAUGCAGUUAURGUUAUAAUAAUACAAGUCAUUAAUAUUAUUUCUUUUGUAUUUGUACAGAACAAAUGUGUAAAGAUCAGUGAGGAAAACGUGAGCUUUUUGAUACUGUGAGAUGUUGUUUCAUUAAGUCAGUUUCCCCCUGUACAGUUGUGAUUUACCCCACUCCUUUUAUAGAAUAAAAUGUUUUUGGUUCAGA